AUGUCCUCUCGCCCAGAUUCUGCGGCCACACGACCGCGCUCUCGUCGGUCUAUUGCCCAUGUGCCGCGGUCGAAGAUGACGUCUGGACUGGAUAAAGAGAAUGCGACAACAGAUAUCGGAGCAGUGCCACCAUUUGCAGCCAACGGCAAAUCUAUGACCAGGGACAAGAAGUCCCGAAGUAAAAGUUUGGGUCCUGGUGGUCUUGAUGCUCUACAGAAUUCACAUGGCAACCGUCGCAAGUCAACGGCCUCCUUUCCCCUUAAAUCUAUUCUUAAGCCCACGGUCCCUGUCUCGCCAGUGCGGAACAUUCCAUCAUUCGAGGAAGUUCGCCGUCGCACCCCGGCUCGAGAUGCACCCAACCAGAAAGCAAACACCAACAUCCAAAACCAAGAAGGUCUUCUGAUCGAUUUUGCAACCCCGCCUCAACCUCCUGUCUUAGACCCAGAGGAUACUUCUAAUCCAUUUGAUACCUUCAAUGCGACAUCGGCCAUUCGCGAUGAGAUGGCUGCAACCAAAGAACGCGACGAGAAAGAACGCAAGGAUCGGGAACGCCAAAAUAUUCUAGAGAAACGAGAGGCGCGACGAAAGUCAAUGGCAAAUCGCCGUGUCUCGUUUGCCCCCGAAGCUACACUUCACACUUGGAACGUUGUUGAAAUCCCCGACGAGUCGACCUCCUCAUCUGCCGCAAAUUCGACUAGACGUGCUUCCUCAACUCCCAGCGCUCAGGCUCAGCAACCUCAGCCUUCUCCAGAGAAAGAGGCACCCUUCUCUCCAGAUGAAGAUGCAGAGUCCGACUUUGGCUUCUCACCAGUUCGGCAGCAAGACCUGGUACAUAUUCGAGGCCAACCCGGGUCUUCUAGAGAAGAUGAAGGCUCUGCAGCUCUUUCCUCUAGUCCUUUCAGCGGUAGCUCGGUGUCUGGAAGUGAAGACACGGGAGUGCAAAGUUUGGCUGGUGAGGACGAAAAUGGAAAUUCUUCAGAGUCUGACGACGGGUUUGAUGCCGAAAGCACCGCAAUGAGUAUGGAUGAUAUGACUUCUCGCUCUGCAGCAAGCAUGCAGUCGGAUGCAACCGCUAGUUCUAGCUCCAGUGCGAAACUCAACGAGGCACUGCGUCAAGCUGCGAGAGAAGCCGGAACCCAGCUCAUUGAUGACGGAAAUGGAGAUAUUUCCAUGGAGAUUGCCGAUGAAGAAAUCACAGGCGCUUUCCAGCCGUGGAUCAAAAAGGGUCAAAGCUUUGAUUGGGAUGAUAUCAGUUCUCGACUUGACCAGGAGAAUACUGAUCCGUCAAAGGCUACAUCCACCGGACAGUACGCAGAGUCAGAAGGAGAUAUAGAUGAAGAACUCAGCAUGGAUGUCACUAAUGCUAUUGGGCGCAUUCUGGGAAAUGGCCGUCGACAAAGCGCCGCCCCCCGCAGAUCCCUAGGCCAGGAAACGACCUACGACGAUCAAACAAUGGAGAUGACUGCCAUGGUUGGAGGAAUCGCGCAAGGCAACACUGCUCAAUUCGACGACGAUGACAUUAACGAAGACGAAGAAAUGACUAUGGAGUUUACUGCAGCCGUUGGUGGUCUUUUGAACAGACAACCCGUUCAAACUGCACAAUAUGCUCAACAGCAGGGUUCGACUACCCCUAAGUCCGAUCGUAUGGGUUUUGAAAGAGACGACGAGUCUGAUGGAGGCAUGGACAUGGAAAUGACCGGCGCGAUUGGUGGUAUUCUACCACCUGGACUCCAAACUCAAACCAGAGACCAAGCGAAGAUGCUCAUGGAACUCGAGUCAGAGUCAGGGCAACUUGGUAGUUCGCCUUUCCAAGAGAAUGUUCGACAAUCGCCGGCAAAGUCGCCGGCAAAAUCUCCCCUCUCCCACGUUGCCGCUGUGGCCUCUGAGAGUGGUAGUCCCAGUCUGGCCAACAUCCGAUCGCGGCAUUCGCGACGUAGCUCUACAGCUAAGAGUACCCCAGGAACUCCAACAUCAGCGACCCGAAGCCGGUCUCCGUCAAAUAAGCUAUCGACACCCCCUAAGCAGUCAACACCUCAAGUAAAGCCUACUACGCCUGGCAAGACCCCUCCAUCUGCCAAUGUGAGCUUUCGAAGCGCUUCGCCCAAGAAGCUGUUUCGGCCUGAGCUUCAGAAGUCUGCGGAAAGACGCAAGUCUCUCCGUCAAAGCAUAUUCGAACAGAAUAUGGCUGGCGGACAAUCCACUCCCCGUAUCGUCUUGCAACCCCGGGAGGGUCGCCGCUCUUCGGGGCUUGGGAUUGAUAAGGAAGGUCUUGGGUCCCCUCGUGUGGCUGCGAUACUAGACGAGCGUCCCUCUCUCGGCGAAGGUACUCCGCAAUUUACCCCGCAAGAACGCCCGCGUGGAGGUGUGCGCUUUGAAGAUCCAUUGAAAAUGCAGGCGGAUGAAGAGCGGGAUCGCGAGCUAGAGGAAAUGAGGGAAGAUGGUCAUAUUCCUCCAUCUCAAGGAGAGGGUGAUGUGACCUCGAACCUGAGAGAUAUGAUCUCAAGCAUGAGCCCGAAGAAGAAUAGGAUGGGUAGUCGAAAGAGUCUUCACGUUGGUGCUGCUCUUGGCAUCCUGGGCAAGCGUCCUCUCGAGCUUGACAUGGACGAUUCGGAAGCAGAAAAUUCCCCCAAGAGACUACGCGGUCGAGAUGUCAGUCCAGUGAAAGGUGUAAAGCUGCCGGCACCAACAGUGGGUGAUGAGAAAAGCCGCCGUUCGGUCCUGUCUCCCGUUCGGAGAGCUCAUAGCUCUUCGCCUCUCAAAGGCAGUACUACGCCUACUUCUCUUUCGGAGCUUCAAACCCCCACCAAGACGGGAGCAACUCCGCUGAAAGAGGGAGUUGAUGCCCUGCACCUUGCUUCUGAUCCUCAGCAACCUGAGCCGGAAGAAGACAAUCCACAAGAGCAAGAUCCUGAUUUCGAACCAAUUCAACUUCAAGAUUUUUUAAAUAUGACCAACAUUCACUUUAUGGAACUUACGACAACGAAGAGACGCCACACGACUGCCCCUGGAAGUGCUACCAGGAGACUGUCCAGACGAUCGGGCGAGAAUGUCCCGAAGGCAGGCACGAUCACCUUUGAAGAUUGUGUGGUUGCCGGAUUCUGCACAGUCCCUAUGCUUGAGCUGUACCAGCACUCCUGCCGCGAGCUAAAGUCGUACAUCUCUGAGGGCCGACAGGUGAUUCGAUCCAUUGAGGCAGAAACAUACACUGAGAAUCCGCCUCUAUUCCGAGAGUAUGUUACUGCUCCACCAGAUAUUCGAGUUAUUAUGGAUAAUCAGUUCCGAAAUGUCAAGACUCACGCGCGGCUGCUCAGCAAAGCUACGUGGUAUGAGUGGCGUAUGAAACUUCUUGAGGGUUUGAUGCAAGGCCUUCAUCGCCAUGUGGAUGACAUGAAGGCAGAUGACGAAUUACUGUCUAAGCGCGAGGAACUUCUCAGUAGGACCGUGCCUUCACUAGUGGAGAAGAAUGCCUCGCUGGAGGAUGAAGCAAAUAACCUUAAGCAAUUGGUGGAAGAGAUGGAAAGCUGCGAUCAGGAUGAACUUCGGGAAACUCGUGAGAAGCUGUCCAAUGUUGAUGAUGAGAUCGAAGUCAAGAAACGUGAACUUCAGCAGCUGCAGAAUGAGAUCCACGAGAAAACUGUAUCGAUUGAAGCUGGCACGGAAAUGCGGGACAAAUACAUGGCCGAGUUUCAAGAGGCCGAGCGGGUCAAGGAAGAAUGCCGCGGGUGGAGCGCUCGAGAUAUCAGUGAUCUCAAAGCUUCGGUCCACAAAAUCGAGCGUCAAACUGGCUGGUCCAUUACCUCUGCAUCAACACCGACGGAAUCCUCUAGUGAUCCCAUGUUGACAAUGUCAUACCGAGGCCAGCUCCAGAUCAAAUUUCAUCCUGGAGCAUUUGCCACCAAGAAUUCAACCAAAACCGACAAGGGUAACCUUCCUCUUGAGUUGACAUUUACCAAGAUUAAGUCUUUCUCCCCCAUUGCAUCGUUGGUCCUACAAUCCCUGCAGAAGCAUCUAGCUACGGUACAGCAAUCCAAGGUUGCCCCUAAACACCUUCUCCGCUUCAUAUCUACCGCCUGGGACCGCACUCUUGGCCUUGAAAACGAGGCCCGCAUGCUCGAAUUCUGUGGUGUCACUCGUCUUACCCUUUCCGAUCCAAAGGGAAAUCUCUCUCUCCGCGCCCGCUGUACACUCCUCGGCAAUGCCGCCGUGCCAUUCACACCAGGCCGCAAAGGCGCCGAGAAGAACAGCGGAGCGAAGCGAAUUGACGUCGACUUCACUGUCCGCACACGCGUCAAUCUUGACAGUGGCGACUCUCAAUGUAUCGGCUCCAUGGACUUUGAUAUGGAUGUUAUUGCGACUAAAGUCUAUGGCUUCGGCUCUGGUAACAAGUCCGGUCUACCAGACACGGAGAUGCAAAGUAUCUUAGAUCAGGGACUUGACAGUGGGGAAGCGGGAGCUCUAGGAAAUGGAGUGUGGUGCAAGGCAGUUCAGAAGCUUGCCGGGUCGGUGUUUUAA
Messenger RNA from Penicillium odoratum, 4512 nucleotides. Its product is annotated as kinetochore-microtubule binding complex subunit SPC105. NCBI's taxonomy places the organism in Eukaryota, Fungi, Ascomycota, Eurotiomycetes, Eurotiales, Aspergillaceae. The transcript has 4 exons. Gene Ontology annotation, biological process: mitotic spindle assembly checkpoint signaling; protein localization to kinetochore; mitotic sister chromatid biorientation. The record is from RefSeq and is a predicted model, not a curated record. Bases 1 to 4512 code for a protein of 1503 amino acids.